CUCCAUGCCUCUCUGAAUACAAAACACAAUUGCUUAUAUAAACUAUUUCAUGUCUUUACUUGUUCUUCCCACAAACAAGAAAACACACUCUCACAAAGAUAAGAAAUCUGAAGCUUCCAUUCUUCAAAUGGCAUCUUUCUCUUAUUUCCAACAUUACCCUCAUUCUCUUCUUGAUCCUCUUCUCUUUUCCUCACCCAACUCCUCAACUAAGCUCUCUGGUUUCAUCGAGCAGAACCCUCUCUAUCCACCACCAAACAUUUCUACAAUAGUAGAUACUUCCUUGAACCCAUUUCUUGAUUCAUUUAAUGUUGAGAAAACCGAAAGCUCUGAUGUUAAGAAACAUAUCAACACUAAUGCAACUGCAGCACUCACAAGCGACCAGCUCAGCCCCGGACCAUCCGCAGGAAAAAAACAACGGAGGAAGACCAGAAAUGGGUCUAAGUCCAAGGAAGGAGUAGAGGGAAGAAAAAGCAAAAAGCCAAGAAAUGGUAGCUCAAGCGACGUAAAAGAGAAGAGAGCGAACGAACAAGAGCCUCCCAAAGAUUACAUUCACGUUAGAGCUAGAAGAGGCCAAGCUACUGAUAGCCACAGCCUCGCCGAGAGGGCUAGAAGGGAAAAGAUAAGUGAACGGAUGAGGACUCUGCAAAACCUUGUCCCAGGAUGUGAUAAGGUAACAGGGAAGGCCCUCAUGUUGGAUGAGAUUAUAAAUUAUGUGCAGUCCUUGCAGAAUCAAGUUGAGUUUCUCUCGAUGAAGCUAGCUUCCAUAAGUCCAGUGGUCUAUGACUUCGGUUCGGACCUUGAUGGCAUCAUAGUUAGACCCGAGAUAGGAUCCGCAGACGUUGGAACGUCGUUUGCUAAUGCAAUGCCAACAACUACUACUAACUUUUCUUCACUAUUGGAUGAUUCCAUAAUACCCGCAGAGGCACAUCUUCAGGAAGAUGGAGGGGAAAGGGAGAAGAUUGUAGACAGAAGUGGGUUCAACAACAACAGCUUUUGUUCUUUCUCUUAAUUAAUCACAUGUCGACACAAACACAAAAGCCUGCUUUCGUUGAUUCAAUAUCCUCAAAUAUGCAGGGAGGGGAUAAAAUCUACGUAAGCCAGGGCUGGUUUAGAGGAUGUAGUUAAUUAUUCCUUUUCGAGGGUUUAAAUAAAAUAAAUAAAAAACUCAUUUUCAUAUGUGGCCCCGAGAUUUUCAACAUCAUUAUUUGCAUGCAUGCUCUCAUAGCAUACAUUCAUCGCCAUAAUCAUCAACAUCAUCGUCAAAUGAUAAAAGAGAUGGUCAUCUGAGGAAAGGGCAGAGGCAAUUCGAUGGAGGAAACAGACACAUAUAAAACAAGACCGCUUAGCUUAUUUAUUGUGUUUAUAAUAUAUAAUUUAAAUUUGAAUACUUUCGAUUAUUCACUUGUUAAGUAUAUCUUGGACAAAUAUUGUUUUAUUUAUUUCUCCAUU
This is a messenger RNA of Brassica oleracea var. oleracea, 1449 nucleotides long. RefSeq names its product transcription factor bHLH137-like. The coding region runs from base 50 to 1009 and encodes 319 amino acids. The record is from RefSeq and is a predicted model, not a curated record. Gene Ontology annotation, biological process: regulation of DNA-templated transcription. The transcript is spliced from 8 exons. NCBI's taxonomy places the organism in Eukaryota, Viridiplantae, Streptophyta, Magnoliopsida, Brassicales, Brassicaceae. Gene Ontology annotation, cellular component: nucleus. Gene Ontology annotation, molecular function: protein dimerization activity; DNA-binding transcription factor activity.